Messenger RNA from Rotaria sp. Silwood1, 1533 nucleotides. NCBI's taxonomy places the organism in Eukaryota, Metazoa, Rotifera, Eurotatoria, Philodinida, Philodinidae. The record is from the annotation of a GenBank genome assembly.
AUGGGAGGCAGUAUUGGAGGAAUUGUGACUGCUGCUUAUUUAACGAAAUACUUCAAACGAAUAACAAUUAUCGAAUCUGAUGAUGUAUUAAGUGAUACAUUUAUGAAAUCUACACCCAAUCAACUAUUAGAUUAUCGUUGUCGUCUUGCAAGUCCAACAUCAUUAGGACGUUCAGGUGUUAGUCAAAUGUAUCAUUCACAUGUGCUCGCAGGUGAAGGAUAUAUAAUAUUACAAGAAUUAUUUCCCCAACUAAAAGAUAAAUUAUUAAAUGAAUAUGAUGUUCGUGAUUAUUCAUUAAAAACCGAAUGUAGAUUCGUUGUCAAUGGUUUCGUAUUAAAUCAAGAUUUAACCGAAGAUUUUCUCUGGUUGGGUAUCGAUCGGUUUACAUUAGAAACAGUUAUGAGAAAAGAAUUGUGUUUACAAUAUGGAAAUCAAAUUGAAUGGAAAUGUAAUUCAAGAGUAGUGCAACUAAUUGUCGAUCAAUCAUUAAAUAUUGUUAAAGGUAUAAAAUAUCGACAAAAGCAUCAUGUUGAUUCAUCAUCGAUUGAUUUGUAUGGUGAUUUUAUUAUUGAUUGUACUGGUCGAAAUACAUCAUCAGUCAAAUGGUUAAAAGAACGAUUUAAUUUAAUUGUACCGACUAUACAAAUACAUUUUGGUGCGGGUUAUGUUACAUUUGUUGGUGAAAGAUUUAAAACUGGAGAUCCAUCGCUGGAUUCAAAACACAUAAUUGGUUACGGACUUAGUCCUCCCGAUAAAAAUACAGGAGUUGGUAUAAUUCCGAUACAUGAAAUAAAAACAAUGGAUGAAAAUUCGUUAGGAACAUUAUCAACAUUUACGCUUCAAUGCGCUAAUUACGAAUAUCCACCAAAUGAUUCCUACGAAAAUUUAUUAGAAUGGAUAAAAGAAAAGUUGGAUCCAGAAUAUUAUUCGAUAUUUAAAUCAACAAAAGUAUGCAGUCCAUUAGUUUCAUAUCGUCGUGCGAUUGAUGAUCGAAAGUGUGUCGAACAAUUAGGUAAAAAGUGGCCUCAAAAUUAUGUAUUAUUGGGUGAUGCAAUGUGUACAUUUAACCCUACAUAUGGACAGGGUAUGACACAUGCAUGUAGACAGGCAAGAGAAUUAGGAAAAAUAUUUCAAGAGAAUUGUCAUAAGUUAAAAGAUAUUUCUCACAUUUUCAAUCGUCGUGCUUCAGCAAUUAGUGAAGAAUGUUGGCUUCUAUCGACCACAAAUGAUUCGAAAACACCAACAUUAAAAAUUAUAAAAACUGAUAAAAAUGGUGAAAUUAAAAUUUAUCAACGAGGUGAUGAUUCUGCUCCUACUGAAAAUCUUCAACCGCGAGAAUCUUUAAUGCUCCAGUUUAUGCAGUGGUAUAAUCAUUGGUUCUCACAAUGUGCAUCCAAAUCUCGACAAUUGUCUACUGAUUUUUAUCGUGUUAUGAAUCAGCACAGUAGCCCAUUUAUAUUAAUGAAACCAACAACACUUUUAGCAGUCUUUCAUACUGCAUUCAUCAAUUAUUUUAAUUUAUCGAAAAAAUGA